This is a messenger RNA of Sitophilus oryzae (rice weevil), 3051 nucleotides long. Its product is annotated as protein pellino-like. Gene Ontology annotation, molecular function: protein binding; ubiquitin protein ligase activity. NCBI's taxonomy places the organism in Eukaryota, Metazoa, Arthropoda, Insecta, Coleoptera, Curculionidae. Gene Ontology annotation, biological process: protein polyubiquitination; regulation of Toll signaling pathway. The coding region runs from base 376 to 1791 and encodes 471 amino acids. The record is from RefSeq and is a predicted model, not a curated record. The transcript has 9 exons.
UGAAGGCAAUAAGUUUUCAUUCUUCUCGGUAUUCUUCUCCUUAUGUGUUAGUGUCUGCUGUGUUUAUGUAUGAUUUCAUAUUAAUUCAUAUUUCUGUAUAUUAUUGUUUAUACUUUGACGCGACUUUAUAAAUACUUUAGUUUUGUAUAAGGGAUUGGAUAAAAGUUCUCGUCUUCCUCGAAUUUUUCAAAUUUUUUCAAGCCGCAUGCGUUAAUUUAUGUUUAAAAUACCCGACCAAUGGGUUUAAUCGACGUGGUGUAAAAUGCUAUUCUACCAGGGAACUAUGAAAAAUAAGUGACCUUUAAAUGUUUACGUAACAGAUAUGGAAACUACGCCCGAUUUUACAGUCUGUCGUUGGUGUGUAGGACUAAAACAAUGGCAAAAAAGCCAAUUAAAGUGUGUGCCAAAAUCCUAAUCAUGGGUGAGGUUGAACUGAGCCAUUCGACGCCGUUUUUUCGCAGUUCUAAAAGACGAAAAAUCAUGAAGGAGGUUAUUAUUACAAAAUGUAAAAGAUCUGAUGGCACGGACUCUCCUAUAAUAGAGGAGUCACAUGACAGUGCCAUUUCAGACAAGCCUAAGCAGCAAGUCAAGUAUGGCGAACUAGUUAUUUUAGGUUACAAUGGAUUCCUUCCACAGGGAGACCGCGGCAGAAGACGUAGCAAAUUCGUCUUGUACAAGCGACCGGCUGCCACGGGCGUCAAGAAAUCCAGGCACUAUGUCGUCAAAACACCUCAUUCGUCCCAAGCGAUAUUGGACACGAUGCAACACUCAAUAUCGUACACGCUCAGUAGGAAUCACGCAGUAAUCGUCGAGUACACUAAUGAUGAGGAGACUGAUAUGUUUCAGAUUGGUCGAUCGUCGGAAUCGCCAAUAGACUUUGUAGUAAUGGACACAAUACCCGGAGACAAGAACGGAGAGGUCAAAGUGAACCAAAGCACCAUAUCCAGAUUUGCCUGUCGAAUAUUGUGCGAAAGAAACAACCCAAAAGUGGCCAGAAUAUAUGCGGCCGGUUUCGACACAUCACGAAAUAUAUUUUUAGGGGAAAAAGCGUGUAAAUGGCAGGAGAACGGCCGAGAAAUCGACGGCCAGACGACGAACGGGGUGUUAAUAAUGCACCCGAGCGGCGGUUUCUGCGGGGGAGAGGCCAAGUGCGGAGUGUGGCUGGAAACGUCGGUGGGGGGUGGCAUUUUCACCAAGCGAGAAUCCAGAUCGGCUCAACAAAGGGGACAAAUGGUCGAAGAUGUAACAAAUGUAUUACAGGAUGGUACUUUAAUAGAUCUAUGUGGGGCGACACUCUUAUGGAGAUCAGCUGAAGGUUUAGAAAAAACACCUAGUAAACACGAUUUAGAAAAAGUAAUAGACGAAAUAAACGCGGGCAGACCGCAGUGCCCGGUGGGACUGAACACCCUCGUCAUACCAAGAAGAGUGUCGCCCAACGAGAACCAGCAACAACCGUACGUCUACCUAAACUGCGGACACGUGCAGGGAUUGCACGAUUGGGGCCAAGAUAAGGAUUCGGGUGCGAGAAAGUGCCCUAUAUGUUUAGAGCAGGGACCAGUUGUUAAAGUUUGUAUGGGAUUGGAACCGGCAUUUUAUGUAGACUCAGGAUUACCAACUUUUGCUUUCAACCCUUGUGGCCACAUGGCUACAGAGAAAACAGUAAAAUACUGGGCUAAUGUCGUAAUUCCUCAUGGCACAAACGGAUUCCAGUCAGUUUGUCCGUUUUGUGCUUGUCCACUUUCAGGAUCCCCUGGAUAUAUCAGACUAAUAUUUCAGGAUAACGUCGAUUAAUUUCGAUACACGUAUUUUUAAGUUUAGGGACUUUUUUGUUAUAAAUACGUUCUUAAUUAUGAAAUAUCUACUGGCUGAAUACAUUAUUCGCAAAUACGUUCUUUUUUAAACGUUAUUUUUUUAGAAACUUGCGACUUUUAACGACUGAUCUCGUAUUUAAAAAUUUUUAUGUUUUUUACAUCCUUUUUUACAUUUUGAGAUAUUUUACACUAUAUAAUUUAAGUAUAUGGCUUACAUAAGUUGUAUUUUAAUUCUAGAAGAUUCUAAUUUGAUUCUAUAGUAUAUUUUUAACUUUGUUGGAAUUGACUUCUUAUCAAUUGAGUGGCAGUAUGAUCUAAUAAAAUUACUACUCCAAGCAUCUUAAAAAUGAACUAUUUGCCAAUAAUACAACAUUAAAAAUAUUGACCAGUUAAUAACUUUAAACGGGAUGCAAUCUGAGUUAUAACUGAAUAUUUCAACAAAUUUCAGAUUAACCUCAGGUUCUAUACAGUUAUUAUUGCUUUAAUUAUUACAUUUCUAUUUAUUUUGACAGAGAUGCGUGAAUAAUAUUUGUGUGAAUUGUUAAGACUGGUUAGUGUAUAGCAUUAAUAUAUUGUAAUCGAUUUAGGAGUUCUUAAGGGCUGAUUUAUAGUUUUUUUUUAAUUAAAUAAUAAUGUCCAGGAUUACUUAACAUGUGUACAUAUGAACAGCUGAAUAUAUCAGCGAUGAAACCAGAGCCCUAUUUGUGUAAAAUUAAAAAAAAUAGAGUUUAAUAACUAAAUUUGAAAUCAAAAAUAUAUGAAAAAGCCUCACCUUUUUAACAUUUUUAAAUAUUUGAAGUUUUAAUUUAUUAAGCAUAAAAAAUAAUAUUUAUUAUUACAUAUAUAUCCUAAUCAACAAUUAUAUGUUUUUCAAAAAAAAAUGCUAGACAUAUGAUAUUGUCUUUAAAAACAAUUAUCUCAGGUGAGCAAUUUAAGUUAUUUAUUUAUUAUAGAUAUUUAAAAUUGGGAGACUUCUAAUUUUUAUAGUAAAUAAUGUUGUUAUUCUAUUCUCUUCAAAACUUAUUUUGCUUAUUUUGAGGUACAUAAUAUUACACCGAUGAUGUUUUGAGUAUAAAACUAAGCAUGUACAUAAUGUAGAAUAGGAUUUCAAAUGUAAUUUAAAGUUAAGUUAAUUUUAAUAAAUAUAUUCACAAAAGAAUUUAUCUGUGCCUGGAUCAUUAUUCACUAAUAAAGUGUACAAAAUUUGAUGCAUGCCUUUCUGUAUAAUAAAUUCUUGAAA